Messenger RNA from Seriola aureovittata, 632 nucleotides. It is a transcript of the gene pmch, whose product is annotated as pro-melanin-concentrating hormone. Gene Ontology annotation, molecular function: type 1 melanin-concentrating hormone receptor binding; melanin-concentrating hormone activity. Gene Ontology annotation, biological process: behavior; chemical synaptic transmission. Lineage: Eukaryota; Metazoa; Chordata; Actinopteri; Carangiformes; Carangidae. The record is from RefSeq and is a predicted model, not a curated record. Bases 62 to 514 code for a protein of 150 amino acids. The transcript has 3 exons.
CAACAGUCAUUAGGUGAGGCAAGACCAGUCACAGUCUGUAGAGCUAAACAUUGAAGAUACCAUGAUCUCUGUCCACUCGGUCCUCUUUACUCUGGUGCUGUUCUCUGAGCUGAGCAGCCACUUGGUAACUGCAGCCAUGCCUGCAACUAAAGUAGAAGAUGGGGUAAUAGAGCAAGAUGGCCUGGGUUCGUUACUGGUCGACGAACCCAUGACUGAGCAUGGCAUGGUUCCUCCCGUGUACAGACGACGCCUCGUGGUAGACAACAACGACAGGGAUGAAGAUGGGAACCCUAAAAUCAUCAUGGUCUCGGACAUGAGGCAAAAGGGACGCAGUGUUCAUGUGCUGAACUCGGCCUUUAGCCGAAGCCUUCCUCUGCUCACAGAACGAAUCUUGAGCCACACUCCUGCUGAGUACAGUUUGAAAAUAGAUCGCAGAAACACUGACCUCGACAUGCUGCGAUGUAUGAUAGGAAGAGUGUACCGACCCUGCUGGGAAGGUGCUUCCCUUGCUUGAAUGUGCUGUAAAAAAUUUUUCCUCCUGUGUUAACACUGAAAUGCAUUUCCUUGAAAAAAAUAAGAGAGUGCAAAUAUGUAAAACAAAAUAAAAAUUUAUUAAAAAUGAAAAGCCUGCA